AUGCUACUCAGCGAACGUAUAGUGCCUUCGCCGCAGCGGGAAACGGCAAUGGAUCGCUUGUUGAAUUCGUUGGAGGAUCGCGGCAUGAAUCUGGAACAACAGGUCAGGGAUGAGAAGGAGGGUACGGCGCCUGUUCCUAAGGUAGCUCGACUUCUCCGUGACGGGCAAGGGAAGUUCAUGUAUAUCGGAGACUCGGCGAGCUUGUCAUUUCUACAAAGCGUGCGCCGGGUUGUGUCUUCGUCUAUUGGCCGAUGCGAGUUUACGGAAGACAAUUCACGCCAUUCCAUGUUGGAAGCCUUCCAGAGCAACCCAAGUACCCAACCUGGACCCCUCAUUCCACCACCCAGUAAUGAGGAGGCCCAACGGCUUGCGCAACAAUUUGUGCUUGCGACAAGUCCAUUGUUAGACCUCUUCGACCUGGAAGAAUUUCAUCCACGCCUGGCCAAUUGGGUUGGAAACCCAUCCGGCGAUGAAGAUACCGUCAGCUCGAUCUUUUAUCUCGUCCUUGCGAUUGGUGCCCAAGUCUCCGAUAUCAAUCAGACCCUGGCAGAACAGUAUUUCAGCAGUGGUCGCCAAUUGGCCUUCUCAGCCUUUCAAGAAACGCCCAGCAUCCACACUAUCCAAUCAUACAUCUUGGUCUCGAUGUACAUGCUUGGCGCAUGCAGGCGCAAUGGCGCAUUUAUGAACCUCGGCAUUGCUUUGCGAGCCGCUUAUGCGGUCGGUAUACACCGUAAAGAUGCAAAUGCACUUUUCUGCGGCCGUGAAAGGAGGGCUAGAGAACGUGUUUGGAAGAGUCUGCGGAUGAUGGAUCUAUUCCUCAGUGCAUCCUUGGGCAGGCCCCCAGCAACGUCGGAUUAUGAUUAUGAUAUUCGAGACGACACUCUCGUUUCCGGAGAUCAACAGCGGAAUUUGACACCCGAUCAGCAGCUCUCGGUUGCUGUAAUAUCGCUCUGCCGCAUCUUUGAACGGAUCUUGACAGAUGUCUAUAUGAAGCAAGUCAUCUCAAUCAAUGUGGCCGAAGCGAUUUCAAACCAACAUCGUGCGUGGGUUCGAACUCUGCCCACGGUUCUCAGGAUGCAAACGGAACGGCUAGACAACAAGAGCAUGGAGGACAGCCUGGCUGCUGCUCACGUCUUUGGAUCCUACUACUGGUCGAUCAUCCUUCUAACGAGGCCUUUCCUCGUCUACCGCGUGGCUCAAUACGUCAAAAGCAAAGCAGACCCCUCCUCCUCUGAAUCGCGCAACAGCAGUUCUCGCAUCUCCCUUUUUGCAGACGCUUGCGUAUACUCUGCUCUUCGCGGCUUGGAUGUGGUAGACGACCUCGCCCGAUUCGGUUCUCUCCCCCGCCGUCUCCCAUUCCUAAUAAACUCCGUCUUCAACUCGGCAGUCGUUCUCGGUGCAGCCUUCUUCGCCGACUACGAUAACCUUCUCCCCCUAGAAGAAGGUCUGAACAAAGCAGAGCGUUUCUUGGGUCUAUUCGUCCCGCACGAUCCUCACGCAUACCGUUUCCUCCAGAUCGUCAAGUACCUCCGCGGCGCCGUGGCAGAGUACGUCCAACGACGUAACCGACAAUGGAUGGAGCGCCGAAGCAGACAGGUUGACCAGCUCUUUGGCCAAGUUGGCGGCGGUACGGACUCUACAUCACCACUAGCUGUCCGAGAUCUUCCUCCGCCUAGUCAGGCCGGCAACCAUCGAGAACCCCAACAAUCACCCAUCGCCCCUUCACCAAGCCCAUCCGCUAAAUUGGCCGGAAACACCCCGUCAUCCAUGUUCACUACGCAACCAGGGGCUACCACCGGCCCACAGCCAUCUGGAACGGAUAUCUGGGACGCCCUCUCGUACGGACCUGACGGCGCACCUUUAUCGUAUGACGCUGCUAUCUCGGCACUGACAACCUCCGGCAUUCCAGUCGGUUGUUCCCCCGGCGGAACUAUUCCAACAGGACAGCCGCCAAUGUCCGGUGGCCCUUCUCCUCUUUCCGAUGUGAUGUUUCCGGAGAACGGUCUGUUAUACAUGGCUGAGGACCUUCCUGUCUUCGGGAUAUGGGAGGACAAUCAAAUACCUUAG
Messenger RNA from Penicillium cataractarum, 2067 nucleotides. Its product is annotated as putative C6 transcription factor. The transcript has a single exon. Bases 1 to 2067 code for a protein of 688 amino acids. Gene Ontology annotation, molecular function: DNA-binding transcription factor activity, RNA polymerase II-specific; RNA polymerase II cis-regulatory region sequence-specific DNA binding; zinc ion binding. The record is from RefSeq and is a predicted model, not a curated record. NCBI's taxonomy places the organism in Eukaryota, Fungi, Ascomycota, Eurotiomycetes, Eurotiales, Aspergillaceae. Gene Ontology annotation, biological process: positive regulation of transcription from RNA polymerase II promoter by galactose; DNA-templated transcription. Gene Ontology annotation, cellular component: nucleus.